This is a messenger RNA of Drosophila takahashii, 899 nucleotides long. RefSeq names its product Vacuolar H[+] ATPase M9.7 subunit c (gene VhaM9.7-c). Gene Ontology annotation, molecular function: proton-transporting ATPase activity, rotational mechanism. Gene Ontology annotation, biological process: proton transmembrane transport. The record is from RefSeq and is a predicted model, not a curated record. Gene Ontology annotation, cellular component: plasma membrane proton-transporting V-type ATPase complex; proton-transporting V-type ATPase, V0 domain. NCBI's taxonomy places the organism in Eukaryota, Metazoa, Arthropoda, Insecta, Diptera, Drosophilidae.
UGAAACGCGUUAGGCACUUUCAGCCAUCACAGAUGAUUAAUAAAAACAGAAUUUAAUUUGACGCAAAAGGAAAGUUAAACAAGAAAUAAGGAGCUGCCAUGGAAGUCAUGCUGAUGAUCAUCUUCUUCACCAUCUUCUGGGCGGCGGUGGCCAAGUUCGGACCCCUCCUGGUGACCAAGGACCCCCACGAUGACCUGGUGCGCUGCAUAUUCCUCCUCACCGCCGUCGUCUGCUGGCUUUUCUGGCUCUGCUGCUAUUUGGCGCAAUUGAAUCCGCUGCUGGGACCAAAACUCAAUGGUAAUACUAUCAGGAUCAUCGCCGCGUCAUGGGGGAAUCCCAUCAAGGAGGGAUAAGGAAAUUCCCGCAAUGAAAUCCCCACAUAGUUAAUCUCAUCAUUUCCGGAUUUCCGCAUCGGCAGCCACAUCACACAAACGGAGAUUACGCGGAAACAAUAGCAAUUUGCUUAAAUAUUUUUGUACUUUAAUACUGGCACGUUGAUAAGGUCGGGCUAUACCAUCCCCAGAUACAACCCACUAUUUCAAAACUAACAUCAUUAACUUAUAUCUCCCGAUAUUGUAAAACUCCCACUUUGAACUUGAUAUCUCAACCACUUUGAUCAGCAUAUCACCUCUUUUCUAUUUAGUGUUUUUUGUUUAUUAUUGUUUUUUUACAAAGCACUAGCCAUGUUCUUCAUUAAUACAACUUAUGUGAAAACUUUAUAGAACAGAGAUUUGCGAUUUAACACUUUACAGACUUGCCACAUAUGCGAUUUUUGUAUAGUAAAAAAGAUUAUUAUGAACCUAUUGUUUCCCCUCUUUUUGUAGAUAAUUGUACUAAUCAGUCAUUGUAUUUGUGAUUUAGUUAUUGGCAAAUAUAGAACAAUUUUUGCGUUUACUAUA